Cucurbitaria berberidis CBS 394.84 is the source of this 605-nucleotide messenger RNA. RefSeq names its product histone-fold-containing protein. Gene Ontology annotation, cellular component: nucleosome. The transcript has 3 exons. Bases 82 to 492 code for a protein of 136 amino acids. The record is from RefSeq and is a predicted model, not a curated record. Gene Ontology annotation, biological process: rRNA transcription. Gene Ontology annotation, molecular function: DNA binding; protein heterodimerization activity; structural constituent of chromatin. NCBI's taxonomy places the organism in Eukaryota, Fungi, Ascomycota, Dothideomycetes, Pleosporales, Cucurbitariaceae.
AUCCACCACCACAGCUCCACUCCACCAUCACCACCACUCCACAACACAACUCCAUCAAUACCAUCAACAACCGCAUCUGCCAUGGCUCGCACUAAGCAGACUGCCCGCAAGUCCACGGGUGGCAAGGCCCCUCGUAAGCAGCUCGCCUCCAAGGCCGCUCGCAAGUCCGCGCCAUCUACCGGUGGUGUCAAGAAGCCCCAUCGUUAUAAGCCAGGAACGGUCGCUCUCCGUGAGAUCCGUCGCUACCAGAAGUCGACUGAGCUCCUCAUCCGCAAGCUGCCUUUCCAGCGUCUUGUCCGUGAGAUUGCCCAGGACUUCAAGUCGGACCUCCGCUUCCAGUCCUCCGCCAUCGGUGCUCUCCAGGAGUCCGUCGAGGCCUACCUCGUCUCUCUCUUCGAGGACACGAACUUGUGCGCUAUUCACGCCAAGCGUGUCACCAUCCAGUCCAAGGACAUCCAGCUCGCCCGCCGUCUCCGUGGUGAGCGCGGUUAAGUGCAUCAUCACCUCGACAUGACAACAUAUUCGGGUCGGCGAUGAGUUCUUGAGGGGGUUUCUUAGGCGUUUUAUAGGGUAUCACGGUUCACGGUCUUCAACUCGGUUUAUGG